This is a messenger RNA of Rhodofomes roseus, 1277 nucleotides long. RefSeq lists its product as uncharacterized. NCBI's taxonomy places the organism in Eukaryota, Fungi, Basidiomycota, Agaricomycetes, Polyporales, Fomitopsidaceae. The transcript is spliced from 7 exons. Bases 81 to 1106 code for a protein of 341 amino acids. The record is from RefSeq and is a predicted model, not a curated record.
CUCGCAUUCCUCGUUGCAGCCCUUGUACCUGCACUCGACCUCAACAUCUGCCACGUCGGACGAGCCGCCCACCGCCCAGCAUGGUUGGCCCAUGGACUUAUGAAGACACGGGGAAGUACUAUCGCGAGGCCGUCAAGCGUCGGCCCAGUUUUAGCGGUAGACGGGAUAUGUUACAGUUCACCGACCGGCUGCCGUCCACGGACGACUGGACAUUACCGGUGCUCUUACAGUUGAACCGCACGUUGCGCGUGCUGUAUAAUGGGCCGUUCAACUGGGACGCUUUCAAGAAGAUCGUCAUGCAACAUAUCCUCUCCUUGACUGCUUGCUGGGACGCACCAAAGGAGGGCGCAUGGCCGCGGGAUCUCAGCAUGCGGCGUUACUUUGUCAAAUGGCGCAGGUGUGAGCCGUUCUACUUUGAGGCGGACACGCACACCGACGAGGACAUGGAGCGGGCGGCGGACCUUUUCCUCGACAUUUGGAUGGCAAACGAUCGACUGCACGCGGCAACCCCAGUACAAUUCGGCGAGGAGAAGGACUUCCCCGGCUUCACCGUGUACCGAGUGAGGGAUGAGGCUGUCACUGACGCGGAGCGGCUUGCAGCAGCGCAAUCGAAGGAGCUGUACCUGAACCUGCAAGCGCGAGGUUGGGCGCCUGAAAGGAUGGAUGAACCGCUCCAAGUUGGAGCGUCGGUUGCGCGGCCUGCAAAACUGCCUCCGCCCGCGGGCGACAUUGUGAUUUGCGGUCCCGGCAUGUGCGCGCAAUGCAUCAAAAAGCGUUACCUUGAGUGCCGUGUCCCGCAAGAUGGCGGAAAGCCUAGGUGCGUGGCAUGCCGCGUACACAAGCUUGGAUGCGAGCAUAAGGGCAAAACUAUGGAUGCGCUCAAGAAACAGUCGCUAGAAGAUGACUCGGACUCUCGUGAGGCGACACCGGACCCUAGUCAGCGUUCCCAAAGGUCAGGCUCGGAAAGCGUGGUCUCUGAGUCUAACAAGUCCGCGGCGUUGACGAACGCGUCUGCUGAUUCCGUGCCCGGUCCUUCCGGUGGUCGCAAGCGCAAAUCCCAAGGGUCGCGAGACAAGCAGAAGAAGGCGAAGCGUGCUCGGAAGUAGACAACUGUAGUACAGAGUAUUGUCUUGAACAUGUAGCAUAGAGUAUCCGUCUAUCUUGGGCAGUGGCUGAUGCGUUUGGUAUACCACAAUCGAAGGGACUUCUCCGCACCGCGCAUAACGCAAUGCAGUGUCGCGUCAGCGUACCACGGCGGCCAUAUGUGUAUGUUGCAC